AUAGAUUCUCAUUUAGUGGAUCACACGCAACUUCCUUUUUUCCCUUUCUUCAUUAUUGGAAUACAAACAGUUUAGUGUUCUUCAUUUCACAAAACAGCAUUACUCAGAUCUCAACUCAUAUGGCAGAAGUGGCAGUGUCAUUAGUUAUGUAUAUUUGUAUAUAACAAGAUGAGGUACUUGUUUGUUACCUUAUCCACAAGACAUGGUUUAUAGAUUCCCAGUUAUUCAUGAUAGAAAUACUAACUGCGUAGUAGUACGUAUAUCUUCAUCUCACAAAACAGCAUUACUCAGAUCUCAACUCAUAUGGCGGAAAUCGCUGUGUCAUUAGUUAUUGACCAACUACUUCCACUCUUAACGAAAGAAGUCAAGCUGUUGAGAGGUAUUCACAAGGAGUUUGCAGAUAUUAAAGAUGAACUUGAAUGUAUUCAAGCAUUCCUUAAGGAUGCUGACAAAAGAGCUUCAACAGCUGAAGGAGUCAAAACAUGGGUGAAGCAAGUCAGGGAAGCAGCUUUUCGCAUUGAAGAUGUCAUUGAUGAGUAUAUGAUCCAGCUGAAGGUGGAACAACAACCUCGAUGUGUACCUAUAUUCCAAAAGAUUGCUCACUUACUCAAGACAAUUAUCCCUCGCCAUCAAAUACCGUCCGAGAUUCUAGCCAUUAAGUUAUCUAUUUGUGAGAUCAAGGAAAGAAGCGAAAGAUAUGGCUUCCAACGUUCUCUUGAUCAAGGAUCAAGCAGUUACAGAAGAAGUCCGAGUGCCAAAUGGCAUGACCCUCGAUUGGGUGCUCUUUACAUUGAAGAAUCUGAAUUUGUGGGCUUUGAAGAGCCAAGGAAAAGAUUGAUUGAUUGGAUGGUAAAGGGAAGGGGUGAGCGCACUGUAGUUUCUGUGGUAGGAAUGGGAGGGCAAGGAAAAACCACUCUUGCCAAGAAAGUUUUUGACAGCCAAGAUGUCGUCAGACACUUUGAUUGUCGUGUAUGGAUCACAGUAUCUCAAUCAUAUAAUGCUGAAGACUUGUUGAGGGAGAUGCUGAAAAAGUUUUGCAAAGAAAAAGGAGACAAUACUCAUAGGGAUAUUUCUCAAAUGGAUCGAGCGUCAUUGACAGAAGAAGGAGACAAUGCUCCUAGGGAUAUUUCUCAAAUGGAUCGAGCGUCGUUGACUGAUGAAGUGCGAAAGUACUUGCAGCAAAAGAGGUAUGUUGUCAUGUUUGAUGAUGUUUGGGAUGUACAUUUUUGGGAUGAUAUUGAAUUUGCUGCAAUUGAUAAUAAAAGAGGAAGUAGGAUAUUUAUCACAACAAGAAACCUAGAUGUUGUGAUGUCUUGUAAAAAAUCUUCUUUUGUUGAAUUGCUUGAGUUGCAAGCUUUAACUCAUGAACAAUCUUUGGAGUUGUUCAAUAAGAAGGCAUUCCAAUUUGACAGUCAUGGGCGUUGUCCAGAAGAGCUCAGUGAUAUAGCUAAUGAAAUUGUUCAAAAAUGCAAGGGGUUACCACUAGCAAUUGUUGCCAUUGGUGGUCUUCUGUCUACAAGAGACAAAAAUGUGGCUGAGUGGCAGAGAUUUAGAGAAAACCUAAGUUUCGAGUUAAAGAAAGAUACACAUUUAAUUGGGAUAAAAGAAAUUUUAGGUUUAAGUUAUGAUGAUUUGCCUUAUUAUCUCAAGCCAUGUUUGUUGUAUUUUGGAAUAUAUCCAGAAGAUUAUUUAGUUAGAUCAAAGAGAGUGAUUCGACAAUGGAUAGCUGAAGGGUUUGUGAAGGAGGAAAGUGGGAAGACUUUGGAAGAAGUCGCACAAGGGUAUUUAACAGAGUUGAUCCAUAGAAGCUUGGUGCAAGUAUCCUCGCUUAGAAUUGAUGGUAAGGUUAAGCGUUGUCGUGUUCAUGAUCUAAUACACGAUAUGAUCCUUGAAAAAAAUGAGGAUUUAAACUUUUGCAAGCAUGUUAGUGAUGAUGGACAGUCAAACUUAAGUGGAAUUGUACGACGCUUAUUAGUGACUACCGAAUUAAGAGCGGGUCUUGAUGAUUUAAAUUUGCAUAUUGAAAGGUCGCAUGUUCGGUCAUUGUUUUUUUUUAAAAAUGAUGUAUCAGCUUCCACGGAUUCUUGGAUAAUCCCUAUAAAAUUCAGGUUGUUGAAGGUUCUUGAUCCUGAAGGUAUGCCAUAUCUCCAUCCGUUUCCUGAGUUUGGAAAUUUGAUCCAUUUGAAGUAUUUACACCUCGAAUUAAGAGGGGUUACAGAACUUUCCAAAUCCAUUGGCAUGCUCCAGAACCUAGAGACCUUAGAAGUAAGAGUUACAGGUACCGUAUUUUCCCUUGUUUUGCCAAAAGAGAUUAGCAAGCUUAGAAAGCUAAGACAUCUUAUCGGCGAUGAGAUGUGUUUUGAAGAACUACAGAAUGGUAUUGGAGAGAUGACUUCUCUACAAACUCUACGAAAUGCUAUUACUAUAGGGUUUAGAGUAGCAGAAGUAAUUAAAGGGUUAGGAAAGCUGAAACAGAUGAGGGAUUUGGGAUUGAUUAAUGUUCAUCCAGACGAUGAAAGCAUACUAUCUUCUUCAAUCAAUGAAAUGCGGCACUUGGAGAAACUAAAUGUUUUCUCAUUACAUUUUGGCAUCCAUCUGAAUUUGAUUUCUCCGCCAACUAUGCUUCAAAAAGUUACACUAGAAGGGUGUUUAGAGAAGUUGCCAGAGUGGAUUCCAGAGCUUCAAAAUCUUGUUGUGUUGAGUUUGAGGUGGUCCAAAUUGACUAAAGAUCCAAUGCAAUCCCUAAAAAGUUUGCAGCACUUGUUGAUCCUCUCUCUAAAGGGCAAUGCUUAUAUAGGUGUAUGUUUGCAUUUUGAAGAUGGAGGGUUUCAGAAACUAAAGGAGCUGUAUGUUGAAAAUUUAAAUAAUUUGAGAGAUAUUAUUAUCAACAAAGGAGCACUUCCUUCUCUGAAAAAGCUUCAGUUACGCACACUCCCCGAACUUGAGAAUUUACCGAAAGGAAUCCUACACCUAGAGAAGCUUGAAGUUCUCAAUAUUCAACACAAUAGAUAUGAUGGUGAGCGGAAAACUUAUACUGAGGAUUUGAGUUGGAUCACAGAGCAGAUGCCCACUGUUAAAAUCAAUGAUUAUGCUACUUAAGUCCAAGGUGUUGGCCUUCAAUUUCAAAUGCAAUGGUGAUUAGGACUCUCCAGAGACUUUUACUGCAACAUUUUGGGACUUAUGUUCCUUAAUAAUAUUAAUGAUAAUUGAGUUGUUUGUGUAUUGUAAUUGUUACUUCCCAGCAUUUUAAGACCUUAUUUUUCGGUUGAUUUCCUUUCUUCAUUUCUGCUUUCAUCUAUGGUGUAUAAUGAUUGUUGCGAGAUAUUUUGCUUCUGGUUUAAGAUUUGAGUUUUAUGUGAUGUAUUAUGUAUGCAAUAUUGUUAAAUGAGAGAUUUCCUUUCAAUGAUUGUUAAAUUUUU
This is a messenger RNA of Vicia villosa (hairy vetch), 3419 nucleotides long. Its product is annotated as disease resistance protein RPM1-like. The record is from RefSeq and is a predicted model, not a curated record. Gene Ontology annotation, molecular function: ADP binding. The transcript has 2 exons. Gene Ontology annotation, biological process: defense response to other organism. NCBI's taxonomy places the organism in Eukaryota, Viridiplantae, Streptophyta, Magnoliopsida, Fabales, Fabaceae. The coding region runs from base 304 to 3099 and encodes 931 amino acids.